This is a messenger RNA of Linnemannia hyalina, 2697 nucleotides long. NCBI's taxonomy places the organism in Eukaryota, Fungi, Mortierellomycota, Mortierellomycetes, Mortierellales, Mortierellaceae. The record is from the annotation of a GenBank genome assembly.
AUGACACGGGCAGCACCAACUCUAGCAGAGCUGUCGAUUUCGCUCACACACGUCCAAUCCCUACUCCGACAACUCACCUCAGAGGUCAAGGUCCUCUCCGACGGGAUCACCGUCCUCGCCGAGCAGGAGGAGAACGAUAUCGAAGAGGAACUCGAUUACCUUGAUGUAGACCCUUGGUCCAAGGCAAAGGACAAGGAUAAGGCUGAUGCUACGGUAGGAGUCGCGACGGGUGCUCAGAGACAGGAUAGCAUCCGUUCGCUUCUGCAGAGGAAACCGUCGACGGUCAAGGAUGAAACAAAGGCUUUGGCGAGGAUCCUUAGCCAGAAACGAGCUCCUGCUUCGUCUACCACCGCCAAUGGAGAGGGAAACAGCGACCCUGAGCAACAACAACAACAACAACAGCAGCAGCAACAGCAGCAGCAGCAGCAACAACAGCACCUGUCAGCGACAAAGUGGGUGGCAUUAGGUCUGCAGGAUCAAGUCAUUGACGAGGACUCUGUCUCCUCUGACGGAUCGAAUUCUGGAGGAGGGAGAAGAAACGGAGACAAACAGGAACUGGAUCAUCUUCCUACAACAGACCAUGACCAGAGCCAGCGAGGACAACAGACCCUCAGUUUCCUCUCGUCUGCGACCUCUUCGACCGCAACAACUCCCCAGCCCCCGGAGGUCGAGAGGGUCCCUCACAUGAUCACCGUUCAGACUACACAGCUGCCGACAAAGUUCUCGCUGGCCAUCACCAAACCCUCGACUCCUCAGAGCCCCUCUGUCCACGUCCUCUCGACCUCGUCUAGUCAGAGUUCGAUCCUUAGUGCAAUGAACUUGAACAACCACAGCAAUAACAGCACGAUGAAGGGUCAGCCGCCCUUCUGGAGGUCCUCGACUCUACCCAAUAUCACCGAUGGGUCCCGUCCCGACUCUGCAGGCAGCAACUUUAAUUCUGAUGGAUAUUCUACACGAGGAGGCACACAGAAUGCGACUCACCCACUUCGUACGGCGACACAGGGGAUAGUGAUUCACCCUGCUGUGGGUAGGGACACUGUCAAGUCGACCAUCACCGUCAGGUCGUCUGUGACUCCUAUGGCUGCUGCUCAGGUCGAAAAAGUCGAGUCCACUGACUGUUUCAGUAAACUGGGACUCAUCCCAGAACUCCUUCGCGGAAUCUAUGCUUACGGACUGAAGAUGCCGUCGAUCCUGCAGCAGCGUGGGAUUCCAAUGAUCAUGACGAAACAUGAUGUGCUGACACAGGCCAAGCCAGAGGUGGCCAAGACAUUGACCUAUGCGAUCCCUCUCCUCAACUUCCUUACCUUGCCAGCAACAUCGAUCCACCCUCAACUGCUCAUCCUAUGCUCCAACCACGACCUGUGUCUCCAUGUGCAACGUGUGCUCCUGGCACUAGCACGAUUCAUGCCGACAAUCUCGUGUUUGAUCUUGGCAGAGGGAAGCAGUGCGACUUUGUCUCUUGGAACCAUCUCUACAACACAGGUCAAUGUGGCGGCCUAUGGUGGCGGUAGUGGCAAGAAUGGACAUAUGCCUGGCGGAUACGGAUCCCGAGGUGGAUCGACUGCCGAUCCUUUGCCUGUGAUCGCCGCCCAUGUUGUGAUAGGAACACCGGGCAAGGUUCUUGGGCUCAUCAGGACCAAGCAGAUCAGUAUCGCGGCGUUGAAGGUCAUGGUUCUGGAAAACGCGGAUAUCUUGUUGGCUUCACCACUCAAGGAGGCGACAAUCAGCUUGUUAUCGAUGGUGCGAGACCCAAUGGCGAACAACAGUGUUGGAUCUGGACCUAGUUCUUCUGUGGCAGCAGCAACAGGAUCGACAUCUGCUCCUAUGAUUUCACCGCCCAACUCUGGACCUACGUCGCCUGUGUCUAUGGCAGUCGCUGCGCUGAAUGGACGGAUCAUGGGAGCGAAUAAUGGAAACACAAGUAAUGGCAGUAUGAAUCGAUUCUCUGGAAGUUAUGGAGAAUCCGAGACACGACCACGAUCCAACUCGAAUGUUACCUCUUCAACGCCACCACCACAGUCGCUACUCAACUCUAUGGGCACCACCAAGACACCAGGAACCAACCAACCUCAAUUGCUAUUCUUCUCGACAGAGGUACCAGCGCAUGUUCUCGACUAUGUGGCCCAGUACAUGACCCAACCGACAAAGGCGCUUGUCAAGGGACACGAACUGGCUCUGAAGGGGACGUUACAGUUCUUCAAGUACUUGACUGUCGAAGAUGAAGAGUGGCGACUGGAACUGUUGUGUGAGCUGCUGGAAGACAGUGGAGCGAAUCGAGCUGUUGUGUUCUGCAAUCGGGAUGAUUCUGUCAGUGAGGUUGUCCGCAAGAUCCGCGAGCGCAAAGGCACCGCUAUUGGACUGUACUCGGAUAUGGACAUUCCGACAAGGAAAGCGGCUCUUGGAAGAUUCAGGUCAUCACCACCGCAGGCGAUCUUUGUGUUGACGGAUGAAGUGGCAAGGGCAUUGGAACCCGAUAUCUUGGCUGUGCCCUUGGUCGUCAGUUAUGAGAUGCCCAGCAUAGGCAACUAUGUGCCCAGAGUGAAGUGGAUUGACAGAUCGAAUGGAAAAGUGGGUGUGAAGGUAGUGUUAAUUGAUGGGCAGCGGGGUGAAGGUCAAGCCCUAAGGGCGAUCCAGUCGCACUACAGGACAUCCAUAGAGGACAUGCCUGUGAGCAUUGCAGAGUUCAUUGUGAACUAG